This is a messenger RNA of Peronospora matthiolae, 498 nucleotides long. The record is from the annotation of a GenBank genome assembly. Lineage: Eukaryota; Oomycota; Peronosporomycetes; Peronosporales; Peronosporaceae.
AUGCCAAUUCCGUUCGUGAGCCCGGUCAUCUUGCAACUAUUUCGUAAGACGGUUCAGCUCUUGAACAUCAAGCUGAUCCGACCCUCGAGCUGGAUCGGGUGUUCCGCCGCCACCACAUCUUUUGAUGGAGAUUGCGGUGGUCAACGCUUUCUGUUGGGGCGUAAUUUGAACCACCGCGACGUGAAGGGCGUCCGGAAGAGUUACCUCGUCCGCUGGUGUGGCUAUCCACCGGCGUGGGACAGCUGGGAGCCUCGUGCCCAGCUGAUUAAUGAUGUCCUGGGUCUCAUCGAGCAAUAUGACGAGACCCACCCGCUGCAUUUAAAGAAAGGCCGUCGGAAACGACCUCAUCGAACGCGAGUACAGGGAUUGCAAAGUGUAAAUCCCUUCGGCCAUCUCAGAAGAGAUGCGCGCCCUCCAGUAUGGGUCAUCACGAAGGUAGGCCUCCGUAGGGGCACGUUCGAGUUUUCCAGGCAACCUGGACACGGUUCGCCCCGCUAG